Nicrophorus vespilloides is the source of this 442-nucleotide messenger RNA. RefSeq names its product L-asparaginase-like. The transcript has 4 exons. NCBI's taxonomy places the organism in Eukaryota, Metazoa, Arthropoda, Insecta, Coleoptera, Silphidae. The record is from RefSeq and is a predicted model, not a curated record. Gene Ontology annotation, molecular function: asparaginase activity. The coding region runs from base 1 to 378 and encodes 125 amino acids.
AUGACGGAGAACUACAACAAGAAAGAGUGGUACUGGAAUGUACUGGAAGGUGUGAAGACUGCGGCUAUAAAAAAGAUUGAAAAACGUCUACAUCGUGAAUUGUGCUUCAAGUUAAUUUGUAAACAACACGUGACUAGCGACGGUUACUUUACGUUUUUCUUUAUUGCCCAUGAAAACGAAUGUCCUCAUGGUACUGUAAAUCCCACAUACGAAACAGGAAAGAUUUGCAAGAAUAUUGGUAUUCUGCCAGGGUUCGACAUUACCACUGAAGCAGCUUUAACAAAAUUGAUUUAUGUUUUGGGCUUUAAAAAUCUUUCUCUUGACGAAAAGAAAACUAUGAUGAUGACAAAUCUUCGUGGAGAAAUAACCAAACCCUGAAAGACUUCAUUUGUAUUGUUUUUUUAAGAUAUAUUUACUAAUAAUAAUAACAUUUAUUGUAACA